AUUGACUACAGUGACAGUAAUACCUCGAUAGUCUGAUAGUCGAACGACUCAACAAUUACAGAAUUAGGUAGUCAAUCCAAAAAUUCUUGUCCAAAAUACGGUAAUGGAACAGAAAUCUGGAGCUCGACCACCAGCUGUCCAGAACCGCAGAUCUCGGAUGCCUCUUGACAAUUCUGCAAUUCAACAAGCUUCAGUUCAAAUAAGAACAUCAGUGGGAUAACAUGAUUGAUGAAUAAAUGAUUGAUUGAUAACAUGUGUUGAGAAAUUUUCUUAAUUUAUUGUCUUCUCGCCAUUGAUCAUGGCUCCAGACUGCCAGAGAAAAGUUGUGAUAAAGGGAAGGAGAUGAGGAAAACAGUGAGAACAACUAUCGAGUUGAAAAAAUAAAUUAUUGAGAAGAGAAUGAUGUUCGGGUGUCUAAUCUUGCCUUACCUGCAGUAUGGCACGGAGAAGUUUACCAUUUUUUGAUAUUUUUAUCUUUAUUAUGUACAUAUUUUAAUAAUUAAUGUUGUUUAGGUACACGUUUUUUUAAUACUUUCGGUAUUUUGGAAUGCGUAGAAACGAAUUCAGAUAAUUAUCUUUGUUUUUCUUAUGUCAAAUGUUUCGGUUGUCGAGCACCAAUCCCGAACGAAUUAUCUUUGUAUCACAGUAUUUGAUAUUCUGUUUAUAUAUUUAAAAGACUAUUUUGAAAACUAUUCCUGGAAUAUACAACUCUACCGAGGGUUAUCAUGUCACUAUAGUAGCACUUGCUCGCAAUUGCACUGAUCCAAUGUCACUUUACUGCAUCCUAAUAAUAACUCUGUUUAUUUAGACCCAAUUUUUAAUGUGUUUUUAUUUUAUUGUUAAACUUUAGACAGUCAUUUGUAAUAUCUUUAAGUCGUUAAUAUCUUCAGAUCUUAGUAUUUAGUUUUAUUUUAUCAAGUAUUUAAUUGUACAAUGGCUACAAACAAUUCCAAAGGUACUAGACAGAAAUCUGCGAAGAAGGCUAACUCCCAACAAGAGAGGCCGCAUGGUAGACGUUUCACUCCACGGAAACGAACUAGCGAGUGUGAGGACGAUGGAACAUGUGAUUUAUGUGUCCAAUCAAUAAAGAUUUAUGCAAUUGGAAACUGUGAUCAUCCUAUAUGCUACAGGUGUUCUGCAAAGAUGCGUGUUUUGUGUGAGCAGAUGCAUUGUGCUGUUUGUAGAGUGGAAUUAACAAAGGUAGUUUAUUGCAAGUCAAGACGACCAUUCAAAGAAGCAGAAGCUUUGAAAUUAAUUCGGGGCAAAAAAGGAAAUGUGUUUUUCACUGAUGAAAUUGUCAAGAAAGAAUAUGAAAAAUUGUUUGAACAUCAUUGUUCGAUUUGUCCUGAAAAUCCUCAGGAAUUCUCGUUUGACAGUCUGGAAUCUCAUAUGAGAAAAGAACAUAAAUUGUUUUAUUGUCAUCUUUGCGUCAAAUAUAAUACGAAUUUUACGGAUGAGUGUAAGACGUAUUCUCGAGAAGAUCUUGCAAAGCAUCGUAGAGUGGGAGAUGAGGAUGACACUUCUCAUAAAGGUCACCCAUUAUGUGAGUUUUGUGAUGAACGCUACCUCGAUAAUGAUACACUACUUCGUCAUCUCAGAAAAGAUCAUUAUUUUUGUCAUAUUUGUGAUACUGCUGGGAAUAAUCAGUAUUAUGAUGGAUAUGCAGACCUUCGCAAUCAUUAUCGCAAAGAACAUUAUUUAUGUGAGGAAGGUGAUUGUGUUAAUGAACAGUUUACUUCAGUUUAUGCAACAGAAUUAGACCUCAAGGCUCAUCGUACAGCAGCACACUCUCAAAGUAUGUCUCGACAACAGCAAAAAGUGGAACGGAGUAUCGACCUAGGUUUUCAAUAUGCUAAUCCACCUGCUAGGGGAAGUAGAGGUGGCAGAGGAAGAGGCCGUGGUAGAGAAAUUCCUGAUAACAAAAGAGAAGAACGGGAUCUAGAACUGGCUAAAGCACUUUCAUUAUCUGAGAAAACCACACAAAAUGAUACAAAUAAAGAUAAUUCAAAAGUCAAGGUUCGACCCAGAGUUCAACGAGAACCAGAACCUAAGAAACCUCAACCGGAAGAAGAACCGCCACCGCCAAAUCUGGUCCACGACUUUCCAAGUUUGGGUGCGAAAGAACCUGAGACUCCUGCGAAUCUCUAUUCCUACUCUAACACUCCAAAGACAGAACCAAUGAAACCAUCGGAAAAGCAAGAAAUUCAGAAAGACCAUAAAAUUCCUCAAGCCACAGCUGCUCAUAAAGUUGCAACCGCCGUGGGUCGUUCAGCUGGUAAAAUCAACGAUGACGACUUCCCGACGUUGGGAUCUAGCAAUAAAUCGAAAAAUAUUCAAUCGACUGGAUACUGGGGAUCAUCUAACCCCUCACUCCCGAGUUCACAGAAAUCCAAACCAAAUAAAAUGCCCCAACCUGUUAGUGUCAAUAUCCCUCAAUCUCGUUUCAGCAAUAGCAAAGUUAAUUUUCAAAGUAAAGAUGACUUUCCUACUUUGGGAUUGGGAGGUAGAGGUCCUGCUUUGAUGCAAGGACAGAGCACGAUUUGGGGCACUACCGCUCCUAUGCCGGUCCAAACAGUGCAGAAGAAACAGAAAAAAUCAAAAAACAAAACACCGGUUGUGAAUCCGGAACCAGGUAAAAAAUCAGCAUUGAAAUCUGCACCCCCUGCUGCUAUGACUGUUAAUUCGAACCCAUUGGCAAAUGAUGAAACAGUUUCAAUUCGAAUUGGUUCUGGAAAGCAUUCGAUGAGAUUGACAUCAGCGAAACAUCAUGAGGAAAUUUCAGAUAUUGAGAAACCUAUGGAAGUUCCUGGUAUGGAUGGUAGUUCUGUUAAAACUGUCAGUGCUGAUGCAUUUUCAUUACUUUCUCAAUCAUCUCGAUCAAAUCAAUCCAAUUCUAUCGAUGCAAGAUUUAUGUCACAGACUGAAGAAUUUCCAGAACUCGGUGGUGGAAAAGGAGGACGUAUCAAAGGCAUUGGAUCUUCAAAGUCUUCAUCCUGGGCUAAAACCAAUGGUGAUGCAGGCAGAAAUUCAAGAAACGGUCCUUUAUCUCUCUCUGAUAUAAGCAAAGAUAUCUUUCCGAGUAGUACAAUUGAUAAUCUUCCAAUCCACUCGAAUUCGAAGUCUUCGAAAGUGAAUAAAGCAGAAAUGAAUUUUCCACAUUCCAAUAAUGAUAUUCUCCAUGUAUCCCAACCCCCUCCUAUAAGUUCAUAUACUUCUAAUUGGUACAACGAACCAGAACUAUCUGUCGCUGAUAAAAUUGUGAGAGAAAGCUCUUUUCAAACUAAAGAAAGUGAUUUUCCAACUUUGGGUGGUGGGGGCGGAGGACCUCGUACUUCGGCGAAGAAAAAUAAGAAGAAAAAGAAAAAGGGUCAUCCAAACGCAAGCGAGUUAUCAAAGCAUUUUGGCGUCAAUGACGAUCAACAAAGCAGUGGGCAUUUACAAAAUUUACUGGACAGUGAAAACGGAGAUGCAAAACAGUCACUUUCAUCUAUGCUUGAUAAGAAUAAUGUUUUUGCUCCUUCAGAAAAUAGUACCAAACCAAAACAACAAAAUCAUCAAGAAAAAAAACAACGAAAGGAAAAAAUUAAGAAGCAGGAAAGUUCUGAAGAUGAGAGUGAGCUUGAUCCAAGACCUGAUGAGAAUGACAUUCAAGGACGUAACAUGUGGCUAAUAAAUACAAUUCAACAAUUGUGUGAACUGGAUGAAAAAUUUUCUGAGUUUAAAUCUUGUUCUGGCGGAUUCCGACAAGGAACUAUAUCUGCUAAUCAGUACUAUGAAAAAUGCAAAGUUCUACUUGGAAAGAAACAUUUUUCUACAGUAUUUCAAGAACUGGUUGAUUUAUUACCAGACGAAGAUAAACAACAAUCAUUGAGGAAAGCCCACAGAGAAUAUAUUCCAUAAAAGCCUUAUAUCUAUUAAUUCAGGCAAAAUAUUUAGGUAACAUGUUGUAGAGUGGUAUAUUCGAAAAUAUUGUGUACAGUGUUGCAUGGUUUGUGUGAGGUGAUAUUCACCUGAUUAUGGUGUGUCAUAUCAUGUUGCUGCAGUGGGAGCAAUUCUGGUUAGAAAUUUAUAGUCAUACAAAUGAUUAAGUUGUAUAGCCUACUUCAGCAUAAAUAUACUUAUUCCCAUGGUUGAGGAUUGGUCAAACCUGGCUAUGACGCUAAAAAUAUGCAUGCAAGCCUUUUUUGAUUUGUUGACAAUGCUUUGAAGUUUGACGAAAGUUUUUCGACUGAUUAUCACCUUUGAAAGUCGGAAACAAGUAUCACUAUUCAUUAUAUAUGCCACAUAUUUUAUAUGCUAAUAGGAUACUUUAUCUAGAACUGACCAUUUAUUUGUCGCGUUUGAUGUUAUCAGGUAGCAUGGCUUGUUGCUUAACUGCUUCGGUGCAAUUUGUUUUUAAUAAAGUUUAAAUUUAAGGUUGUCAAAA
This is a messenger RNA of Styela clava, 4426 nucleotides long. RefSeq lists its product as uncharacterized. Gene Ontology annotation, biological process: protein ubiquitination; rescue of stalled cytosolic ribosome. NCBI's taxonomy places the organism in Eukaryota, Metazoa, Chordata, Ascidiacea, Stolidobranchia, Styelidae. Gene Ontology annotation, molecular function: ubiquitin protein ligase activity; ribosome binding. The record is from RefSeq and is a predicted model, not a curated record.